Molecule: messenger RNA, 255 nt
Organism: Colletotrichum paranaense
Lineage: Eukaryota; Fungi; Ascomycota; Sordariomycetes; Glomerellales; Glomerellaceae
Exons: 2
Coding region: 1-255 (84 amino acids)
Source: RefSeq, a predicted model, not a curated record
AUGCUCCUCCUCACCGAAAUCCCGCGCGACCAGAGCCCAGGAGUGUGGGCUGAUAAGACCGAUAAGAAGCUUGUCAAACCCACGCGAGACCGAGAACCGGUUCUUGUCAAACCAUCGUCGAUUCCUCGCCAAGAACGCCCUGAGGACGCUGUCACCACUGUCACCUCACUCCUCGCCACGGGCUUCAUGUCUUCAAUGAUAGAUUUCGGUGUCUCCGGUUGGGGAUUCGAGAGGCUUCCCGCAUCUGGAUUAUAA